This is a messenger RNA of Microdochium trichocladiopsis, 1260 nucleotides long. Its product is annotated as voltage-dependent anion channel. Gene Ontology annotation, cellular component: plasma membrane. Gene Ontology annotation, biological process: sulfite transmembrane transport; transmembrane transport. NCBI's taxonomy places the organism in Eukaryota, Fungi, Ascomycota, Sordariomycetes, Xylariales, Microdochiaceae. The transcript is spliced from 2 exons. The record is from RefSeq and is a predicted model, not a curated record. Gene Ontology annotation, molecular function: sulfite transmembrane transporter activity. Bases 1 to 1260 code for a protein of 419 amino acids.
AUGGCUGCCGACAGGUUAGGCUCAAACACAACCCUCGCUGAGCCCGCGCGCAGCGUCGCUCUCCGCAACUUCGGCUCGGCUUGGUUCAUGAUUCCUCAAGGAACAGGGAUCCUGGCUGUCUGCUUUUGGUCAAACGACUACCAGUUCAGGGGCCUCAAUGUUAUCGCUUUGGUGGCCUGGGCAACAGCCAUCGUCUCUGUCCUCAUCAUCACUUUCACCUAUCUAGCCAGACUCACCUGCUUCCCUCGCCAUGUUGCGUCACAGCUGGCGACCGAUAGCUCCGAGCUCGCCAGUCUCGCCAGCCUGCCCGUUACAUUGACGGCCAUCGUGCAGAUGCUCAUCCUGGUGCUUGGCCACUACGAGGGCUGGUCCACUGCGUGCCACAUCUUGUGGUGGGUUGUGUUCGGACUCUCGCUCAUGGCCGUCAUUCUCAUCCCUCAGGCCUUCGUCACGACAAGCCCCCCUGGCCGCGAUAAUCUGUUGCCAAACUCACAGCUCCCCCUCGUAGCUGCGCUGACAGCUGCAGCCACAGGCGGCGCCCUCUGCCAAAGCGCCUCUCUUAGUACACUGCAGCAGCUUCCCAUCAUUGCGAUCUGUUAUCUUCUAGUCGGCAUUGCGGUGCCUCUUGCCAUCUUCCUCGACGCGAUAUUCCUCGCCAGGCUACUGAGCCAGACCAAGGAGACCCAAGAGAAAGAGAGCCGUCAGGAGAAGCAGGCAGUUGCAUACCAGACUAUGAUCUGCGCCGGUCCCUGGGGGCAGAGCAGUGUGGCUUUCCUUCUCCUGGGUCAUGCGGUUUUGAACAACGGCCUGGGCCUGUCCGUCAGUAAUGUCGUCGGUAACGACCUCGCGGCCAAGUCAGUUGCCUAUGUCAGUAUCUUCAUUGGGUUUCUGUUCUGGGGCCAGGCCACAUUCUGGUGGAUCUUUACCUUGCUCAGCAUCACGCAUGCAGUGUUUGGGAGGGCUACAGGCAAGCGUGGAGUGAGCUUCCAAAUGGCCAUGUGGUCGCUAGUUUUCCCAUGGGGCGUGUACACGAAUGGGGCUAUUCAGAUAGGCAAGAUCCUCGACUCGACCGUGUUCCGCGUCUGGUCUGCCAUAUUGACAAUCCUUAUGGCAAUCGUCUGGCUCGUGUGUACAGCGCUCACCAUCCGGGGUUGCAUCACGGGAUCUCUGUUCGGACUGGAGCACGGUUGGCGGAAUCGUCGUGAUGUCUUUUCGGGCACGAGCGACGAAGAGCGCGGGGGUCGAGCUAAGCAUUGGUAG